GUUGGAAAAGUGCCAACGAUCCUCAUUAAUGAGUGGAGGCAAAUAUGCCUUGAACGAUCAUCAACCUCCUGUAUCCGGAUUCAGCAAAUGGUUUUGGUUGCGGAUUGGGAGCCAUCCGAGCUGCACACUUUUACUGACGUCUUUGGAAAGACACGCUUAAACCCCGCUAGGAAUAUAUCUCUCCCCAGGCUAGAACUUUCGGGUUUACUAUUUAGAGUAAGGCCCUUGAAUUUUGUACUCUAUGAACUUCGACUUCAUUCUUCUCAAGUUUUUUUGUGGUGUGAUUCUAAAUGUUUUUUGGAACGGACAUUUUCGCCAAACUUCUCCCAGUGUUUAUUGAAAAGUGGACCAGAACGGUUGAGCUAUGACCAAGAUAAAUGGCUCCGAAUCUGUUAUAGCACACGAGAAGUUCUUUCUCUGCAUUCAGUAAUGAUAAAAACUAUGGACACCGUUGCUCGUGCUCGAGAUGACUUUUUAGAACGUAUGAACGCUCGUCCUUGA
Enterobius vermicularis (human pinworm) is the source of this 501-nucleotide messenger RNA. NCBI's taxonomy places the organism in Eukaryota, Metazoa, Nematoda, Chromadorea, Rhabditida, Oxyuridae. The record is from the annotation of a GenBank genome assembly.